ACAAUUUUGUCUAUAAAAACCCAUCACACCCCUUUGGAGAUGUGCACAAAUUGAAAGACACGUUCACUAAGUCAGUCCAAUUGUGUCCUAGACAGAACCCAACCAGUACUAUGGCCAAACAAAACCAACUCUCAUUCCUCAUAGCCGCUCUUUUGGUCAUCAUAGUCCAUGUUUCGGAAACGCUUUGUCGCCCUCUCGGAGGGGAACACUUGUUAAAGCAACAUGAGGAGUGGAUGUCGGUCCACGGGCGCGUCUACAAGGACUCCGACGAAAAGGCGAAACGGUACGAGAUAUUCAAACAGAACGUUAAUCGCAUCAACGCCUUUAAUAACGAUAAGGAAGUGGGGUAUAAAUUGGCUGUGAACAAGUUCGCGGACCUAACCAACGAGGAGUUCCGCGCUUCCUACACCGGCUACAAGAGGAGGUCCACCAGUGUCCUGUCCUCUGCAGAUGCGAAAUCGUUCAAGUACGCGAACUUCACAGCCGCUCCGGCCGUCUUGGACUGGCGGACCAAGAAGGCUGUAACGUCUGUCAAGGAUCAAAGAAAGUGUGGAUGUUGUUGGGCGUUCUCUGCCGUGGCGGCUAUAGAAGGGAUUACCAUGCUCAAGAAGGGGAAACUGGUGUCACUCUCGGAGCAAGAACUCGUGGACUGUGACGUCAACGGUAUCAACCAAGGUUGCGAGGGCGGCCUCAUGGACAGCGCCUUCCAGUUCAUCAGAAGCAAGGGCGGCCUCACGAGUGAGGUGAACUACCCUUACCGGGGGGUCGACGGGACCUGCAGCACUGCCAAGACAGUGAACAUUGCGGCCUCAAUCACCGGAUACCAGGACGUGCCGGCCAACAACGAGAAGGCCCUCUUGCAGGCCGUGGCGAACCAGCCGGUCUCGGUGGCGAUCGAGGGGAGUGGGUUCUCUUUCCAAUUCUACUCGGGUGGGGUGUUCACGGGCUCGUGCGGGACUAGCCUUGACCAUGCCGUCACAGCAGUCGGGUAUGGCACGUCCUCUGGCGGGACCAAGUAUUGGCUGCUGAAGAAUUCGUGGGGCCCCGGGUGGGGCGAGAGCGGGUACAUGAGGAUCCUGAGGGACGUGAGCUCUAAGACCGGUCUCUGUGGUCUUGCCAUGGAAGCUUCUUACCCAACCGCAUGAUACUAGCUUAUAUAAGUCGUACAGGUUCUUAGCCUCACUCAAAAAUAUGAAAUGAUGUCUUAGGGCCCCUGUAAAAGAAGCAAGUGUAAGUGAUAAUACAUCACUAGGGGAUGGUGUGUCCUACAUAAAAAAACUGUUAUACCGUUAGCAAAAUUAAGGGCCUGCCAAUUAAAUUUGGUACUAAGUAUUCAAAUGAUUGUACUAUACAGUAUAAUGAAUGGAAUAGUUUAGUCAGCGUGAUUUUAAGUC
Messenger RNA from Rhodamnia argentea, 1394 nucleotides. RefSeq names its product senescence-specific cysteine protease SAG12-like. Gene Ontology annotation, molecular function: cysteine-type endopeptidase activity. The record is from RefSeq and is a predicted model, not a curated record. The coding region runs from base 111 to 1145 and encodes 344 amino acids. The transcript has 2 exons. Gene Ontology annotation, cellular component: lysosome. Lineage: Eukaryota; Viridiplantae; Streptophyta; Magnoliopsida; Myrtales; Myrtaceae.